Molecule: messenger RNA, 632 nt
Organism: Hyla sarda
Lineage: Eukaryota; Metazoa; Chordata; Amphibia; Anura; Hylidae
Gene: CENPW
Product: centromere protein W
Exons: 3
Coding region: 136-366 (76 amino acids)
Biological process (GO): kinetochore assembly; mitotic cell cycle; chromosome segregation
Cellular component (GO): nucleoplasm; kinetochore
Molecular function (GO): protein heterodimerization activity; DNA binding
Source: RefSeq, a predicted model, not a curated record
AGCAGCCGCACGAUACUUCCGCCCUUACCCGUACUCAUCGUCUGACGUCAUUAUCCCGCGUCGCUGUGUAGACGUCAUCUGUCAGUCCCGGGGAGUUUGAACACAAUCCGUGGAGUGUCUUCGGUUCCCACCACCAUGGUGCGCUCGGUGCCCCGGGGCACCGUCAGAUCCGCCAUCAAGAAGCGCCUUCCCGAGCUGCGGCUGGAUGGCAAUGUGGACCUGCUGAUCUAUCUGAACUGUGUGCUGUUCCUGCAGAGACUGGCCACAGAGGCCCGCCUAAAAGCCGUGGAGGACCGGAGCUCAGUCAUCAAACCUGCGCACAUCCGAGCCGUAGCCAAGAUUGUCCUAAAGAAGUCAAAAGGAUAACGAUUGUAAUGAAGAUCCUGUGACAAAAUGUUAUUCGGAUGCCAAUAUAAGACAGAAUUACAGCUUAUCUUUGUGCCUUGUAUAUAUUAGUUGUUGUUGUUGUUGUUUUUUUUUUUAACCAUGUGAUUUUUGUUCAAGCACUUUAAAGUAAAUGUGUUUUACAUUACCAUAACUUUUCAGCACAUUUAUCAUCCAUUUAUUAAUGACAAACAAGAAAUGAAGAGGAAACUAUUUUUGCUGUCUUUAUAAAAUAUAAAAAACUAUGA